Molecule: messenger RNA, 2836 nt
Organism: Rhagoletis zephyria (snowberry fruit fly)
Lineage: Eukaryota; Metazoa; Arthropoda; Insecta; Diptera; Tephritidae
Source: RefSeq, a predicted model, not a curated record
UAAAGUAAUAUGCAUUUUAACUAUGUUUCUUAUUUUUGACUUCUAUAUGGUAAAAGUGAUGAGGAGAGCGUGGCACCGCUCACCUUUCCGGAUUGAAAGAGCAAAUAUCAAAGAAUUCAAUGACAUGCUUUUCUUUCUCCUCCGACCACAGGACUCUUCAGAGAAAAAUGGAGGGCCGCCUACGCAGAAAGAAUCUCCCGUAAAUACUACAGCGUAGACGGAGUUGGUUAUUUUUGUUUUGAACAAAGAAGUUCCGAACAAAAAAGUUCUAUUUUUAUGGAAUUUGUAAGCAAACUCGAAUAUUUGUUUCCUGUUUUGAGGAGGUUCGUCUGAGGAGCCCUGUAGUCGGAGGAGAAAGAGAAGCAUGCAACUGAAUUCAUUACUCUUUCAAGCUGGAAAGUUGAGGGGUGCCACGCCUCCUUGAUUUUUUUGUGCCAGCCUCGAACUAACAGAUAAUAUUGGGAACAUUCACCUCAAAUCUUAUUAUUUUUGUCACUUCGCGUUACCUUUUUAAGUUUUCUUUUAACAGGUUGAACUGUGCUCGACAUCUCCCACAUAAAUCACUUUUAUAACAUCAUGGUAACUACAUAUUUCCAUUAUGUAUUUUCAAACAGCUUUGAAAUUAACUCUUAUAAUUCCGCUCACAUCAUCAUCAUGGAGCAGAGCACAUUUCAACCUGGUGAUAUCUGCCUCGAAUGCCAGCAACAAGGCUUGAGAAAUCGUUUACGUACUUUUUACAUCGAUAUCAAUGAGCAAAUUGUGAAAUGUGAGAGUUCCUCCUGCAUUUAUCCUUACAUAAAUGACUUUUCGGAUUCUGAGGAAGAUGUGUCGUCUAAAGAAUUUCAAAAGAGCCCACCAAAACCCACUUCCUUGCCAUCUUCUGAUUUGUGUUCUUAUCCUAACAAUGAUUUUGAUGAGUUAGAUAGUGUCCGUUUUGUGGAAGCGCUACUUUGUAUCGAUGGGAAAAAUAAUACUGUUGAGAAAUCAGGAAUUGUUGGCAGCACCACAGAGAAUAGCGCGACACCAUUCCCCUUUCAAACUACCAGUUGCAUGUUACCCACCACAUCACAGAACCAUUCAGAAAUGUUACCUUCAGCUUAUUCAUUGAAACAUCAAAACACAUUUGAGCCGAAUUCAUUUUCUAAAGAUGCAUUGGAUAUGAAAGAGGACGUGAGUUGUAUUGACAAGCAGUUUAGUAAUUAUAAGACUGAUGCAUCCACUGCACUUCAUACCACCUCACUAACGACACAAGAAACCUCAGCAAAUUUCGAUAUGCCAGAAAUAGGUUUCGAUUUUGCCGUCAUGCCACCACCACCUGAGCAUCGUCUGCUGGACGUAAAGAAAGAAUUAAAACCAAAAAUUGAAAUACAAUGCAUACAAACUGUUAAAGCAGAAUUUACUAAUGCAAAGUUCAAUGUUGAGAAUAUGGUGACCAAUGAGUCGAAAAUUUCCAUUAGUUCUAUGGAGUUCAUUAAAACGGAAUACAUUAAGGAAGAGCCAGUAAAACCAGCUGACACAUCGGAAAACACGGUUACGUCACAAGCAAAUGCCUCAGCUGGCGGAACACGCAUAUCACGUUACUUUGAUGCUUUGCGUGUAAAACAAGAAAAGCUCCAAAAGUCACUGUCAAAACAUAGUUCAGCAGACCGUAAGAAGCGUUGUAAUGGACCUCAGCAAACAAAGUCGGACACUGCAAAUGGGAGUAGUUUGAUAAAUGUGCUGCAGGUGCUGCAAACUAAAAAUAAGAAAUGAGCAGUUUGGUUGUCGUAGGUCAGUUGAUUGAAAUAAUAGAUAUUUUUCGCUGAAUGUAGUAAAGGUUUUGAGGUAUUUACGAACGCUACAUUCAUACAAUCAUAUAUGUACAUACAUAUGUAUAUACUAUACAUGGGUAUUUGUAAAAGCACUUGUGAAUUCCCACGGUUCGUUUAUAAUUACCCACACAAAAAAAUUCCUUUAGCAAAUGAAAGGUUAUCCAUUAACACCUACUAGUGAACGGGGUGACUUUAAAAUUAUCGCGCUAAUAUUAUUUUUAAAUUUUAAAUGAACUGAUAAGCUAAAUAUACUUGUAAUUUUUUGUGUCUCUGUAAUAACACAAAUUUUUCCAUUAUCUGGCUUCUUUUUUCAUUCCAAAAAUAAAACUUGAAGCUUUAAAGACUCGCACUUCUUUUAAAUUUAAAGUCGUAUACGCCGUGGCACGCUUCCAUUGCAUGAUUGUACAACUUUUUAUUCAUUUAAUAAUUGUCGAAAGAUAAUGUAGAGGUGCGUGAAAGCGAACAAAUUUGCAUUGACGUAGAGCGAUUAACAUACAAUGUAGCGUAUUUGAUUUGGUUAAUCGCGGAGCGAUGCCAUCAAAAAUCGUGGGCACUUUGUAUGUGGCACAAUUCGCAGAAAUAUACACACCUUUAUUGACGUAACUUAUGGUCCGAUUAAAAGUCUGCAAUAUAUGUAUGUACAUAUGUACAUAUGCAUGUCAAUGUAAUAAAAAUAAACAUUUAUUGGCAUAUAUCAUGUAUGUACAUAUUUACGUACGUAUAUUAUAAAUAUGUAUGUAUUAAUGUGUGCAAAUGUUUGCGUAUUUAUUUAAUUGGUUCAAUUAUUUAAACAUCAUUUCAAUAUAUGUACAUAUGUACAUAUUAAGAAUUUUCCGAAAUUACGGUUCAACACACUCGCUAAUGAAGAUUAUUUAACAUUUGCAUGUGCUUUUGGUAAAGAUAGUUUAUUUUUCUAGAAACUACUUAAGAGUCCAAACCUCUGGCGCUUUUAAACUUUAUUGAAAUUUCGCCUGAAUAAAAAAUGUGAUUUUUUUAAAUAAAUAAACUUUUACUAAAUAUGUACA